AUGGGCCACCAAAACGGCUCCCGCUCAUCAUCCGUCGACGACGUUGAGAAAGCGGAUAUGAGGGCGCUCGAACACACAAGCACCGCCGCCACCAAAGAGAGCACCACGAAGCCCGUCCGCACCGUCUCGGAGGUCCCCGGCAACCCGAACUAUUACGAGAGGGACGGCCUCCGCACCUACGGAGACGGCAUGGACCAUGACCACGAGCCGCCGAUGACUUUCAAGCGCUGCAUGGCCCUGGUCGCCAUGGCUUUCAUAUGGGUGGCGUCGCAGAUUCCACUCUACCUCUUCGGCGCUGUUCUCGCCGUGAUCUACUCAGACAUCGGCGGCUCUGACAUAUACGUCUGGUCCGUCGUCGGAAACCUGAUAGCCAGCGCCGCUGUAACCCCUUUUGUCGGCCCGCUUUCCGACCUCUGGGGCCGUCGCUGGUUAAGCGUUGUUGGCAUGAUAUUCAUACUUGCGGGGACGCUUGUGGCCUCUUUGGCAGGGAACAUGAACGUCUUCAUCGUAGGCAUGACUUUUAUAGGCGUGGGGGGCGCCAUUUGUGAACUGACGGCGCUGGCGGCCACCGGCGAGCUCGCUCCGACCAAGAAGCGGGGCAUCUACAUGGGCAGCAUCAUAGUUACCAUCAUCCCCUUUUGUCCAUCGGUGUUGUGGGCGCGUUGGAUUGCUGAGACGUCUUGGCGGUACAAUGGCCUCUUUUGCGCUCUAUGGUCUGUCACGGGUCUGGUGCUGCUUCUCGUCUUCUACCACCCACCGCCGCGUGUUAACAGCCAAGGUCUGAGUCAAUGGGAGGCAGCGAAGCGUAUCGACUACAUCGGUGGCUUUCUGUCCACAGCUGGCAUCGUGCUCGCCUUGACGGGUCUGAUCUGGGGCGGCUACAAGUAUUCAUGGAACUCUGCGCACGUCAUCGGCACGCUCGCCACAGGAAUUGUAUUGAUGGUGGGAUUCGCCGUUUGGGAGUCGUUCUUUGCGCCAUGGCCUAUGUUUCCGGGUCGGCUGAAGCAGGACCCUCGCAACUUGUGCCUGAUCCUCCUAAUCACGUUCAUGUCGGGUGCGAACUUCUUUUCGGUCCUGGUGUUUUGGCCGAUACAGAGCGAAAGCAUGUACGACCAAGACCCUAUUCAGAUUGGCAUCAGAAGCUUGCCGAUUGGAUUCGGUAUCAUCGGCGGUUCGGUCAUUGUCGCAGCCCUGACGUCGUUGCUCAAGGGGAGAAUCAGGACGCUGACUGUGCUGUCAUGCGCUCUUAUGACUGCUGGCACGGGGGCUAUGGUCAUCGCCCGGCUGGACAACCUCCACGAAGUCUACAUUGGGCUGACGCUGGCUGCCGUGGGCAUCGGCGGCAUCAUCAUCCCCAACCAAAUCGUCAUCACCAUCAUCUGCCCAGACGAUCUGAUCGGGUCGGCCACGGCCAUGGCGAUCACGGUGCGCAUGAUCGGCGGGUGCGUGGGCUACGCUAUAUACUACAGCGUCUUCAAAAAGAACUUCAGCAAGAACGCGGUGAAGACGAUCGCGCCGGCGGCCAUGAAGCACGGGCACAUCUUCGACGCGGCCGUGAUCAAGAACAUGGCGUUCGACAUCUCGGCCAACCUGAACAGCAACAUUUCGACGUAUCCAAGCCUGCGGGACAACCCCUCGGGCGUGGCGGCCAUCAUAGAGGCCGGGCGGCAGUGCUUUGCCCUCAGCUUCCCGGACAUCUACUGGGUCGGGGUGGGGUUCGGGGCGGCGAGCACCAUGGCGGCCAUGUUCCUGGGCGACAUCUCGAGCUAUCUGGACGACCACGUCGCCGUGACUCUGAGCUGA
Molecule: messenger RNA, 1803 nt
Organism: Diplodia corticola
Lineage: Eukaryota; Fungi; Ascomycota; Dothideomycetes; Botryosphaeriales; Botryosphaeriaceae
Product: mfs multidrug transporter-like protein
Exons: 4
Coding region: 1-1803 (600 amino acids)
Biological process (GO): transmembrane transport
Cellular component (GO): membrane
Molecular function (GO): transmembrane transporter activity
Source: RefSeq, a predicted model, not a curated record